Messenger RNA from Anarrhichthys ocellatus (wolf-eel), 904 nucleotides. RefSeq names its product vesicular integral-membrane protein VIP36. Gene Ontology annotation, biological process: endoplasmic reticulum to Golgi vesicle-mediated transport. Bases 72 to 845 code for a protein of 257 amino acids. NCBI's taxonomy places the organism in Eukaryota, Metazoa, Chordata, Actinopteri, Perciformes, Anarhichadidae. The record is from RefSeq and is a predicted model, not a curated record. Gene Ontology annotation, molecular function: D-mannose binding. The transcript is spliced from 6 exons. Gene Ontology annotation, cellular component: endoplasmic reticulum-Golgi intermediate compartment; endoplasmic reticulum membrane; COPII-coated ER to Golgi transport vesicle.
CUCGAUUUAUGGAGUUUCGAAGAGGAAAUUAGUUUUGAGAGUUUCUCUCCGAGGCUGUUUUGAACCAAACAAUGGGGAACUUUAGAGCAUUUCUGAGCGCACCGCUGGUCUUCUUGAUUUUCCAAUCGUAUCUGGUGUGCUGUGAUAUAACGGACGGAAACACGGAGCAUCUGAAGAGGGAGCACUCGUUAAUAAAGCCGUACCAAGGUGUCGGCAGCAGCCCCAGCAGUCAGUGGGACUUCUGGGGAAGCACGUUGGUGACGAGCUCGUACGUCCGACUCACUCCGGAUGAGAAGAGCAAGCAGGGAUCCAUCUGGAACACUGUGCCGUGCUACCUGAAGGACUGGGAGAUGCACGUGCAGUUUAAAGUUCAUGGGUCAGGAAAGAAGAACCUCCACGGCGACGGCCUCGCUGUCUGGUACACUAAGGACAGACUUCAUCCAGGCCCUGUGUUUGGAAACCAAGAUCAGUUUCUUGGCCUGGCUUUGUUUGUGGAUACCUUCCGCAAUGACCUCCAUGGGAUGGAUCGCUCCUUCCCGUUCAUCUCGGCCAUGGUGAACAACGGCUCGGUGAACUACGACCACGGCAAAGACGGCCGCUCGUCGGAGCUCGGAGGCUGCUCGGCUGAGAUCCGGAACCGAGAGCACGACACGUACCUCGCCAUCCGCUACUCCAAAGGCAGACUCACGGUGAUGAUUGAUGUGGAGGACAAGAACGAAUGGAAGGAGUGCAUCGACAUCGGAGGCGUUCGUCUUCCUACCGGAUAUUUCUUCGGUGCCUCGGCAGCUACGGGAGAUCUGUCUGGUGAGUUUACACACUUGCACACCAACGAACAACCGAAGUAGAGAAGUCAUGAUAUUCACCGCUGAAGUUCUGAAGCAGAGGUUUGUUGAGGGCCAUUGUA